Molecule: messenger RNA, 1956 nt
Organism: Plutella xylostella (diamondback moth)
Lineage: Eukaryota; Metazoa; Arthropoda; Insecta; Lepidoptera; Plutellidae
Product: ubiquitin-conjugating enzyme E2 R1
Source: RefSeq, a predicted model, not a curated record
UCAACUUCCAGUUCACAAUAUUCGGUCGGGCAACACAGAAGUAGCAGUCAGUAGUCCUCAACAAGCAGCUUAGGCCCAAUUUUCCUUUGAAUAGCCAAUUACCAAUGCGAUUGUUUGGCCAGAGUUGCAGUGAAGUGUUACUCAUUGUGCUAGCGUGGUAUUUCAGUUAUCCUUCCAUAAUCGACGUUAAUUGCUGAAAGACUGAAGCGUUUUCGGUAUUGGCGUUGCUAAGUGUGUGAAUUGCAAAAUAAUCUCGAAUCUCAACACGUUGGCAUUAUGUUUACCAAAAUUAUUCGUUCGCGUUGUUAUUGUGACUACAGUUGAAUCUUUUGUGAAUGCCGUGAGAAACGUCCGCAGUGUUAUGCCAAUUGAAUCUAUUUCAAGUUUUAGUUUACGUUGAAAAGACUCGUGAUUUUACUUAUUUAGUUCAAAAUGUCUAGCAUCGUUCCUACCAGUUCUGCUCUCAGGGCUUUGGCCUUAGAGUACAAGAGCUUGCAAGAGGAGCCAGUGGAAGGGUUCAGAGUUAAAUUAUUAGGAGAAGACAAUCUGUUUGAGUGGGAAGUUGCAAUAUUCGGUCCACCAGACACCCUGUACCAAGGUGGAUACUUUAAGGCGCACAUGAAGUUUCCCCCGGACUACCCGUACUCACCUCCAUCCAUUAGGUUUUUAACUAAAGUAUGGCAUCCCAAUGUAUAUGAGAACGGCGACCUCUGCAUCUCGAUCCUGCACCCGCCGGUCGACGACCCCCAGUCUGGGGAGCUCCCGUGCGAGCGCUGGAACCCCACUCAGAGCGUGCGCACCGUGCUCCUGUCAGUCAUCUCACUGCUCAACGAGCCCAACACGUUCAGCCCCGCCAACGUGGACGCGAGUGUCAUGUACCGCCGCUGGAGGGAUUCCAAGGGGAAGGAUAAGGAGUAUGAGAAUAUUAUCAGGAAGCAGGCGCAGGUGGCCCGGGUGGACGCGGAGAAGGAGGGCAUCGUGGUGCCGCUCACGCUAGAAGACUAUUGCAUUAAGACACAGGUCAAGUCGUCGACGCAGGAGCCACAGCUGGACAUGACAGACUUCUACGACGACGACUACGACGACCUCGACUCGGACUCUGAGGGCGAGUUGUCCGCGGGCGACGGCGACGACAGCGGCAACGGCGAGUCGUGAGGCGCCGCCCCCCCGCCGCCCGCGCCACGGACACACACCACCAAGCGCGCCCGCCGGGACUCUAACAAAUGAAGACGCGACGGCGACGGCGGGAAAUCUGCAAUAGUGUGCGCUUGUCUUUAGCUGGUGAAGUUUUGGUCUGUGUUGCAAAGGAUUUGACAGUUGUUUUUUUUAAGAGCACAGUUACUCUGUGAUUCUGGGGUAAUAGCUGACGGGUUUAAUGUGGCAACACUGGAUGAAACUUUACAGUAGAAGGCUCGCCAUAAAGCUGCAUUCGUAAUUUUAGCUGGAUGUUUGCAACACUGGUUAAUGUUUUUUUUCUACAUUAUUGUUUUAAACCUUCAUAUUGCAUGAUUUUUUUAUUUAAUUAUUUUAGACAAUGUGUGUCCGUGCCGUUUGCCAACAUAAAGAACUGGAUAGUUAAUUUUAUUUUUAAAUGUAACAAAGUCAUUUUAUUUCAAAUAUGGCUUUUUCUCAUUGUAAAUUAUAGCUUUCUAUUAACUAGGAAAAUUGUAAUCAUUAUUUUUUAUGUGAGAUUCUGUGAUUGAAUAUAUUUUACGUAUGAAUGCCUACCUUUAGUUUAUCGUUCGUUAUAUUUUAUUCACAACUUAUUUCAAAAAUAUUUUGCAUAAUGUAUGCUUUAGUAGACAUGAAACUAAUUUAUCAUUUAGGUAAUUUCUGUACGCAUUUAACACAAUUAAAUGUUGUAUAAUCACAUACACAUAAUAAUAUCUAUGAAUAAUUGAACAUUGCCAUCACAGUAUCACACGGUGUGGCUGCAAAGCCUUCUAUAACUAUUAA